UUUUUUUUUUUUCUUUUGUUACAUUGAACCCAUUGAUUUAUAUUUCUUGUAGACGCUGUUAAACAAGCUAUAUAAGACCUUUCACUUUAUUCUUAUUUUUUUUUUGAAAAAUUUAUUCAUUCUUCAAUCUCCCCACUCUUUUUUUUCUCUUUGAUUCACCAUCAUGUCUUUCACUCUUUCAGCUUUGAAAACUGCUUCUUUGUCCACUCGUACUCGUUUGAUGCCUGCUGUUGGUUCGCCUUUGAUCCGUUCAUUGCAAACUUCUAGCAGCAACAACAUGGCCACUGCUACCGAUCAACCUCUCAAGAAGGAACCUAAAUAUAAGACCAUUGAAAUCUAUCGUUGGAAUCCUGAUACACCCACCGAAAAGCCUCGUUUGGAAACUUACAAACUCGACUUGAAUACCUGUGGACCUAUGGUUUUGGAUGCUCUUAUCAAAAUCAAGAAUGAACAAGAUCCUACUUUGACCUUCCGUCGAUCUUGUCGUGAAGGUAUUUGUGGUUCCUGUGCCAUGAACAUUGAAGGUGGAAACACUUUGGCUUGUAUUUCCAAGAUUGAUCGUGAUAUCACCAAGCCUCUCAAGAUUUAUCCUUUGCCUCAUAUGAACAUUGUUAAGGAUUUGGUGCCUGAUCUUACUCACUUUUACAAUCAAUACAAGAGUAUUGAACCUUACCUUAAGCAAAAGCAAGGUCCUACUGAUGGCAAGGAAAAUUUGCAAUCCAUUGAAGAUAGAAAGAAGUUGGAUGGUCUUUAUGAAUGUAUUCUCUGUGCUUGUUGUUCUACCUCUUGUCCCUCUUACUGGUGGAACCAAGAAGAAUACUUGGGUCCCGCUGUUCUUAUGCAAGCUUACCGUUGGAUGAUUGAUUCUCGUGAUCAAUUCGGUGUUGAACGUCGUGACAAGCUUCAAAACAAGAUGUCUCUUUACCGUUGCCACACCAUCAUGAACUGCAGUAAAACUUGUCCUAAGGGUUUGGCUCCUGGUACCGCUAUUGCCGAAAUUAAGCUUAUGAUGGCCAAGGAAUAGAUAUUAUAGCUUUCUUUAUUACCCCAAUCCAUCAUUUUCGUUCUACCCUUUUUUUUUCCUGUUUUAUUCUCUUCAUGAUUAUAUACACACUCACUUUUUUUUUUGUUUGGUCUUUUUUAUUUGAAAUAUCCAUGUAUCUUUUGUUUGUACUCUUCAUCAAUAAAAAAAAAAAAAAGAACGAAUAAAAGAUAAAACAUUUUUUUCG
Molecule: messenger RNA, 1229 nt
Organism: Halteromyces radiatus
Lineage: Eukaryota; Fungi; Mucoromycota; Mucoromycetes; Mucorales; Cunninghamellaceae
Product: succinate dehydrogenase iron-sulfur subunit
Exons: 7
Coding region: 164-1024 (286 amino acids)
Biological process (GO): aerobic respiration; tricarboxylic acid cycle; respiratory electron transport chain
Cellular component (GO): mitochondrial membrane
Molecular function (GO): 2 iron, 2 sulfur cluster binding; electron transfer activity
Source: RefSeq, a predicted model, not a curated record